This is a messenger RNA of Metarhizium album ARSEF 1941, 903 nucleotides long. RefSeq lists its product as uncharacterized. NCBI's taxonomy places the organism in Eukaryota, Fungi, Ascomycota, Sordariomycetes, Hypocreales, Clavicipitaceae. The record is from RefSeq and is a predicted model, not a curated record. The transcript has 2 exons. Bases 1 to 903 code for a protein of 300 amino acids.
AUGCAAGUCCGUCAACAUGCCGCAGUCCGCUCUCAGCUCCUCGGCGCCCGUCGUCUCCGUGUCGCUCACAACCACCCCGACCGCCUCAGUCCUCAGGGACUCGCGGGAGGCAGACAGAAACGGCACCGACAAGAAUCGUCAUCUGCUGGCCUCGGGACCGCGCGGCCUGUCCCUGGCCGGCAUCCCGCCCACCCUCUCGGCCUGUCCCAGCCUCUCCAGCUCGCGCUGCUUCGAGGCGCGCACCUCCUCCGGGAGCCCCCACCACUCGCGAAGAAACUCCUCCUGCGCGAGCGCCAUCUUGGCCUUGCGCUCGCGCUGCCGGUGGCGCUCCACCCGCAUGGCGAACCACUCCUCGCGCGCGGCGUCGUGUUCCUCGGGCGUGGCACGCAGCUUCAUGCAGCUGUUCAUGGCGCGGUGCUGGGCACGGCACGCAAACGACACGGUCAACGUGCGGCCGAGGGCGCACGCGGCAAACGCUUCAGCCCCGCCGUCAAGCGUGCACUGUUAGCUCCUCGCUGUGAAGAAGAAGAAAAGGGCCUCGGGUCGCGGCAAGGGGUUUCUCGAGGGCACGCCGGGGCGCUCGUCCGGGGCGCCACGUCGGUCGGCGGCCAUGGAUGUCGCCCAGCCAGCCCGCGACGGGACGGGGGACCAAGGGUGCAGGGGCCGUUUGCAGCUCAGACGGUCGAGGUGGCCCCGCGGUCGUGGGCCGGAUUGAUGGAUGGCGAUGUUUGCGCAGGCAGCCAGAUUUCUUUCGACGUUUCGUUUGAUCGGACGACGGGGUUUGGAAACCGACGGCUCCACCGAGGCGAGGCCGGCAGUAUCCGGGCCACCGCCACCGCCACCGCCUUCCUCUUCCGAAGCGCACUCGCACCCACCGCAGACGUCGACAACCAAGGCUUCUGA